Amblyraja radiata (thorny skate) is the source of this 3726-nucleotide messenger RNA. Its product is annotated as NACHT, LRR and PYD domains-containing protein 3-like. The record is from RefSeq and is a predicted model, not a curated record. The transcript is spliced from 13 exons. NCBI's taxonomy places the organism in Eukaryota, Metazoa, Chordata, Chondrichthyes, Rajiformes, Rajidae. Gene Ontology annotation, molecular function: protein binding. Bases 183 to 3464 code for a protein of 1093 amino acids. Gene Ontology annotation, cellular component: cytoplasm.
GGGGCGGAACAUGGCCUCCCGCCAGAUGCCGCCAACCGUCACUCCCUGCCGACCAAACAUACCACGGGACGGGACGUAACUGCGAGCAAACGUGGCGCGGAUGAAAUAAUCUCCUAGGAGAAGAGCAAGGGAUCUUUGGAGAAAAGCCCGGGCGGUCGGAGAACCGCUAUCCCCGCCGAUUGAUGAAGCGGCUCCCGCGGCCGCAAACGUCUGAGCCACAGAGUUUGGAAACGCCUGUCGUCAUCAUGGCUGAAGGUGACGAUUUGGACUGGGGUCCAUCAUGGGGAAAAAGAGAUGGGAAAUUAACUCUUAUAGGCAAGGUUUUCAAAAAGCUCCGGCCAGUCGUCACAGCACCAAUACUAAAACAAGUUCAGACUGAGUGCAGAGUCCCUAUUGAAUGUGAACUACCUCAUUCUGGAGGUAGUUGCAUGGGAGAUGCGGUUCUGGGCCCUGGAGCUGAUGGAAGUCGAGAAAUCCCUCCGGUCCAAGUUUCAUCAGGCAAGGAGUCGCCAAGUCUCGGCCAAGCAAGAGAGCCUCAGAAUUUGGGAAUGCUGAUCGACACCAUGGCUGAAGUUACAAACAAGACCUGCACCCCCGGGACCUCCACAUCAAGAGAGAACACGGAGUCUGCAGGAGCUGAGCUCUUGAAACGGUGUGACGAUUACCAACUGUUCCAGUUGACAAAUUUCUACCGAGAAAGACUAAAACCUGCGAUGGAACAAGGCGUUGAAGAGCUCAGCAUCAUCAUGAGAAAGGAGGGAUAUUUCAAUAGACAAGAACAUGAGAAAGUCUCUGAGCUGGUGGAGAAGAGAAAUCGGGCAGAUGGUUCCAAGCUCUUCCUCAGUCUGGUGAUGGAAAAAGGCUCGGGGUCCCGGAGAGUGAUGUGGGAAUCCUUUGUGAAAAUGCGCAACGAUUUCCAUAAACUGGACAAAAUAUUAAAAGAAAUCCAGGAGCUUGGUCCUAAUCCAUACGAAUACAUGAACAUCGUACAAAAUCUGUGUGUUUUAUCGUCACAACUGAUGGACGUUCAACAGAAGCACAAGGAGACCCUGCAAGCACAAACUGAAACACUGACCGUGAAAACUAUGCAGAUGAAGAAGGAGAAGGUUGAGGUUUUCCAGCUGAUUGAUCGAUACGCUGAGCUCACAGUCAUCUCCACUAUUCGAGAUCGGAGACUGGUGGAACAUGAGCUGCUGGCAAGAGGCCGGGACCAUGAGGAGUGGAGAGAGAAAUGCCUCCGGAGAGAGUUGGAAAAAAUCCGAACUGACCAAUUGUUCCAGAGUAGCUUUUCCCGGAGGAAAUCCAAAUUGGGAAGAUCGGCCGUGGUGGCCGGAGUCGCGGGGAUAGGAAAAACGACAAUGGUGCAAAAGAUUGUUUAUGACUGGGCCACGGGGAAAAUAUACCAACACUUCCAGUUUGUCUUCAUCUUCAAGUUCCGGGAUUUAAACUCCAUCAACUGCAGAAUAAACCUGAGGGAAUUGAUUCUGGAUUCGUAUCCCUACUUUGUGAAUAUCCUGGGAGAGGUCUUGAAGAACCCGGAGGGAUUGCUGUUUAUAUUCGAUAGUUUGGAUGAAUUCAACGGCAGAAUCGAUGUUGCUGACAGUGGGAGAGGCACAGAAUCUCAGCACAAGUGCCCAGAUCCCGAAUUCCGGUGUGAAGUAUCUGACAUUGUGUCCAGUCUAAUCCAGCACCAGCUUCUCCCAGGGUGUUCAGUGCUCGUCACCACCCGCCCCACUGUGUUGCAUUCGCUGGAAAAGGCUGAGAUCAGCGUCUGGGCUGAAAUCCUGGGGUUAGUCGGUGAGGAACGGAAAGAUUAUUUCACCCGUUUUUUUGACGAUCAGGCGGUGGCAGCAGCGGUUUUCAAACACGUGGAGGAGAACUACAUCCUGUCCACCAUGAGCUACAACCCCUCCUACUGCUCGAUCCUCUGUAUGGCACUGGGCCCCUACUUUACGCAAAGGCACCGGGACCCGCAGCGAGUCCCCAAGACCAUCACCCAACUGUACUCCUACUACAUUUACAACAUCUUGAAAAACCACGGGCGUGAGAUUGAGAGCCCCCGUGAGGUGUUACUGAGGCUUGGUCAGAUGGCCUUCAUGGGAGUAGCCAAGAAAAAGAUUGUGUUCACAGAUGGAGAUUUGAUCAAGUACAACCUGCAGCCUUCCCAGUUCCUAUCUGGGUUCCUGGUGGAAUUUCUGGAGCGAGAGGAUUGUGCCCGGAGCGUGGUGUACACCUUCCCGCACCUCACCAUCCAAGAGUUUGUAGCCGCACUCGCACAAUUCCUGAUUCCACAUCCCGGGGAUAUCCUGAAACUCCUCACUGAAGCCCACAGCACGACAGACGGACGAUUUGAGAUAUUUCUCCGUUUUGUCGCUGGUCUCUCCUCCCCAUUGUCAACUUGGGGUUUGACGGAGUUUCUGGGUCCAUUUCCCCACCAAACAAUCUGCCAGGUGAUUGACUGGGUGAAUGCAGAGGUUAAACGGCAGGCUGGAAACACAUGGAGCGAGGCUGGUAAAAGGAGCUUCCUGAACACGCUGCACUACCUGUUUGAGUCUCAUAAUCCUGCACUGGCUCAGAAAGCUCUGGAAUCGGUGGAAAUGAUUUCGUUGCGUCGAUUGCGUCUGACCCCGAUUGACUGCGCCGUCGUGUCUCAUGUCAUUAAACUCUCUGAUACGACCAAACACCUUGAUCUCUGGAACUGCUACAUUCAGUGCGAAGGACUCCAGCGGCUCGGACCGGGGCUGCACAACUGUCAGGAAUUGGGUCUGGACAGUAACAACCUGGGUGAUCCUGGAGUGAAACUGAUAUCUGUGGCUCUGCGGAACCCAGCCUGUAAAAUACAGAAACUGGGGCUGGGUUAUAACGGUCUCUCGGAGUCUGGUGCCAAGGAACUUGCCUCUGCCCUGAGUGCAAACCGCUCACUGACAGAUCUCAACCUGAGUGGUAAUAAACUGGGAGAUUCUGGAGUGAAACUAAUAUCCGCAGCUUUGAGACACUCGGACUGUAAAAUACAGAUACUACGGCUGGAUAAUGUCGGACUCACACGUUCUGGUGUUGAGGACCUCAUCUCCGUUCUCGGUACAAACCGCUCGCUGACGAUCUUGGAACUGUGCAGCAAUAAUUUGGAGGAUUCCAGAGUGAAACUGGCAUGUGAGGCCCUGAGAAACCCGGACUGUAAAAUACAAAGACUGGGGCUGUGGGAUGUCGGUCUCACAGAUUCUGAUAUCGAGGAUAUCGUCUCUUCUCCCACAACAAACCAGUCGCUGACAGAGCUGAACCUGGGGAAAAAUGUCUUGACAGACCGCUCUCUCCCCGCUCUCCGUUGCCUCAUACAGUCACUCCCGAGUCUGGCGUCGAUAGAGCUUGGGUGGAAUUCAUUCAGUUCAGAAGGAAAGAAUCAGCUGAAGACUCUGCAGCAAACCAGGCCCGGAUUGAUUAUAAGCUGUGAAAAUCGCAAUGAGUAAACCAGGGGUCGGCAACCUACAGCCCACGAUGCGGGACCACUGAUGUAAUAGUGCAGUUGCAGCGGCUGCGGUGCCUGGUACUCAGCGCACCCCGGGACCAUCUAUCCCCGCGCUUCAUCCGGGGGAGGGUCAGGGCCAGGGCCAUCCUCCUCAAAGAUGGCAGCGUUGCUGGACGUUGGUUCGUGUGGACGCGGUGGACAGGAAUCCAGCGGUAAAUGGAUGGGACUAGACCUUGGAGAGGGAGGUGGGGAGGGAGGGGAUG